AUGGCCAUGGAAGCUCACAGCCUCCGGUUCGUCAGGUGCCCCAAAUGUCACCAGCUCCUCGUCGAGUACCCCUCCAUUCCUGUCUACAAGUGCGGCGGCUGCGGUACAGUUCUCAGAGCGAAACAUCGGACUGCCCCUGCAGCACGAGCUGGUUUGGAAUCUAGGGAGCGCAGCACCGGCUCUCCAUGUAGCCUGAAGGGAUCCUCUAUCCAGAGUAGCGGAUCAAUCUGCUCGGGCGAACAGAGAGCUGUGUCCUCUGUUGAUCGGCCUCAUGAGGCCACGCCUCAUGGAAGCGUGUCCUCCACUGCCAACAACAUCGACUCCUGUGAUGGUGCAGUCCAUGAAAGAACUAUGUCUGCUGAAGAUAGUGAUGUAACCCAUGCCAAGCAUCCGAACGAGGACAUGUGCUCCUUAACUGAUGAUGGGAAUAUCCAAAACUCUGGGGUUAUGGUCAAAGAGAGAGAGACACAUGGUGAAGACGCUGGGGCUGGUUCUGGUUCGGAUUUGACUGAAAGAGGCGAGAAUGUUGACAGUGGUGAAAAGGCCAAUGGAGGCAAAAUCGGUGAUAUUGGCACUAGUGAACUAAGCAUGACACUGUAUGAGAAAAGCCAGGCUGCUCACAGGGAGGAGAAGCCGCGCACGUAUGAAGGCAUGCAUGUUGAGUCUCACAAAGCUCUGAUCGAAGAGUUGGAGAGGUCUCUUUCAUUUAGUAGUGAUGAUGAAUACUUCUCGGACGAAGCAGAAAGCAGCGGGCUUAGUGAUGCUCUGCAUAACCAAAUGGGUAGCCGCAGGUUCAGAGUGAAUGAUGCCCCCCGAAGCGAUCCACAUGGUCGAUUGAUUGAAGAACUAGAGAUGUCUUUCAGCGAUGAAGAAGAGCCAUUGGAGCAGCAUGGGAUGGGUGCAGGUAGAGUUCAUGGAAAUGUGCUUGACAAGGAUCCACAGGCCCUGGGUGCUAAAAGUGCACAUCCAUGUGAAGAAAGCCUCUCAUCAUUUGGCAGUGGACAUCUCAAAUCUGAACAAACUUCUCACCAGGAAAGCAGGGCAAUAAGAAAUGGCAAUCAAGGAAAUGAGCGUAUUGAAGAUAACAACAAUACUGCCAACUCUGUUCAUGGGAGUGAGCAUAUUGUGAUUGCCGACGAUGAAAUUGCAGAGAGAUUCCAUGAGAAAGAGCAUGGUAAGGAUUGCCAGCCUGCAAACACAGAAAGUGCAUAUCCUUUUGAAGGAAGGACCUCUUUAGUCGAUGAUGGCAGCAUCGAGGUUAAGCAAAGUUUUCAACUAAAUGACCUGACAUCAGAUGUCAAUCGAGAAAUGGAAGAUGACAAGAUAGCCAAUGAUAAUCUUGUGCCUGCAGAUUCCCAUGAGAAAGAGCAUGGGAGUGAUAAUCUUGUCCUUGUGCCUGCAGAUGAAGACAUUGCAGAGACAGUUUGUGUAAAUGAAGAGCUAACAGCAGAUGGCACUCAGGAAAUGGAAGAUUGCUACAUGGAAAAUGACGAAAUGACCAAUUGUGUGCAUGGCAAUGAUAUUUCUAUGCUUGCAGAUGAAAACAUUGCAGAGAGAGUUCAUAGGAAUGAAGAUUUAACAACUGAUGUCACUCAGGAAAUGAAAGAGGGUUCUAUGGAAGACGUCAACAUGACCAACUGUGUUUAUGUCAGUGAUAAUCUUGUAUUUGCAGAUGAAGACACUGCAGAGAGAGUUCAUGGAAAUGAAGAGACAGCUGAUGGCACUGAAGAAAAUGAAGAGAGCUGUAUGGAAAAUGAAAAUGUGAAUGUUGCUGUUGCAGAUGAGGACAUUGCAAAGAAGGUUCAUGAGAAUGAGCAUGGUAAGGAUCGACAGUCCCUGGAGGACGAAAGUGCACAUCUGUAUGAAGGAGUCAUCACUUCAUUCAGUGCCGGAUACUCCAAAUCUGAACAAAAUUUUCAACAAGAUGAGCCAAUACUUGAUGCCACUGAAGAAAAGGAAGAGGAUUUUAUGGAAGAUGGAAAUACGGCCAGCUGCAUUCAAGAAAACAGGGCAGCUGUUGCUAGGUUCUCAAGCUUGCCAAAUAAGAGGAAUCAGUCCAAGUUAGCUAGCUUUAAUAAGAACAAAGAACAAAUGACCUACAGGCCUAGAGGUAGCCAGCUUCGUCAGGGACGGUCACUUGAUUCCGAAGAUUUCCACUCAAUUCAAAACUUUAUGGAGUCACAAAUGGAUGAUACCUCAAGUUCUCUCUCAAGUGGGUCUCCCAGUCGAGGCGAUUUGAAGGGCUCGGAGAGAAGUUACCAGAAGAGAGGCCUAGAGUACCAGCAACAAUCCAAUAGCUAUGAUGUUGAGCACCAUCUUCAAAGUGUUGAUGGUGAUUCCGUUCCAAGUUCCUGUGCUCUAGAAUCCUAUUAUGGUCAUGGAAGGCCGCCAAGGUACCCACCACCAAAUCCUUUCUCUCCAACCCAUACAUACACACAUUGCCAUUUUGGACAUGCUCAAACACGCCUACCACACAAUUAUGACCCAUGGGAGUUCAAUUCAUAUUAUCAGUCCUCGUACGCUGAAAGUACAAUUCUGGACCAUGAAUCACUUAGGUCAAGUUACAAGGAGCAGAAACGAGUGGUGAGAAAGCAUAUUUUGCGGCCUCUGUCAGGUGCUUCCCCAUUCACUAUCUGCAAUAGCUGUUUCAAUUUGGUUCAAAUGCCAUCAGAUAUCUACAUAUCAAAAGCAAAGGUUGGCAAAAUGCAAUGUGGCAAGUGCUCCAAGGUUCUGGCAUUAUCAUUUCCUGCAGUAUACAAUGCAAAUGCAAAGAGUAGUGUGGAUGUGGCCCAAGAGUCGUACAACCUGGAUGAUAGCAUAGUCGCUAAAAAUGAUGAUAUUGCUUCUUAUUAUGCUGAGUGCCUCACAGGGGGUCCUGUUAGUAUCAGUGAAGAUUAUGGAGCAUCGUACACAAGAAGCUUGCCUACUCAAGCUGGAUCUAGUAGCCUUGCUGCUACAAAAAGUGGCAAGAAUGUUUCUGACUCGGCACUCCAUCGACUCAUGGGUUAUGAUUCAGCUAGCCAGUUGUUACGUCACAGCAGGGUGUUUGAAGAUGGAUAUGAGAGCUUCGAGUCAAUGGUGCCAGUUUCCAGCAGAGUAUCCAGAAGAAAGAACAAAUAA
Messenger RNA from Miscanthus lutarioriparius, 3120 nucleotides. The record is from the annotation of a GenBank genome assembly. Lineage: Eukaryota; Viridiplantae; Streptophyta; Magnoliopsida; Poales; Poaceae.